AUGGCCUGUCGACAUGUCCUCGCUUACACAUUCGUCCUCCUUGCAUUUGCGUUAGAAAUUCAUGGCCGGGCACUACCAAAAUGCCAGUACCAGGAGUAUGCUUGUGGGAACGACUUAUCUAAACGAGGUUAUACGAACGCCGAUUUCCGGGCAGCGAUCGCAAAACUUCCACCUGGGAUUAUUCCACCCACUCUCAGUAAUUCGCAGCUUCUCCAGGUUCUUUACCACUGUGACGACAUCUACAAUUCUAUAUCCGGCAAUGCUUUUUGUGUUUCGGGGUGUAUCGCCAUCAGUGGUUCGUUAGCUAAUGACCAAUGCUACAUGAACGGCUUCAAUGUUCCUCCAUCCGGGAAGAAGAAACGAUGA
Clonostachys rhizophaga is the source of this 366-nucleotide messenger RNA. NCBI's taxonomy places the organism in Eukaryota, Fungi, Ascomycota, Sordariomycetes, Hypocreales, Bionectriaceae. The record is from the annotation of a GenBank genome assembly.